This is a messenger RNA of Nematolebias whitei (Rio pearlfish), 1715 nucleotides long. RefSeq names its product dnaJ homolog subfamily C member 11. The record is from RefSeq and is a predicted model, not a curated record. Bases 33 to 1715 code for a protein of 560 amino acids. Gene Ontology annotation, biological process: cristae formation. NCBI's taxonomy places the organism in Eukaryota, Metazoa, Chordata, Actinopteri, Cyprinodontiformes, Rivulidae. The transcript has 16 exons.
GGUGGGCGGAGCUAGACUGGUGUAACGCAAACAUGGCGGCGUCUAUAGAAGAUGAGUUUCAGUGUAACACUCAGGACUACUAUUCGCUGCUCAACGUGAGGAAGGAGGCUACAUUGGAGGAGCUGAAAUCAUCGUACCGUAGGCUUUGCAUGCUCUAUCAUCCAGACAAACAUCGGGACCCUGAGCUGAAACGACAAGCGGAGCAACUUUUCAACCAGGUUCACCAGGCCUAUGAAGUGCUGAGCGAUGCCCACUCCAGAGCCAUCUAUGACCUAUUUGGAAAGAAAGGGCUGGAGGUGGAAGGCUGGGAGGUGGUGGAGAGGAAGAGGACGGGGGCAGAAAUUCGAGAGGAGUAUGAAAGGCUACAGAGAGAAAGGGACGAGCGAAGACUCCAGCAACGAACAAACCCCAAGGGCACCAUAAGUGUAGGUGUGGAUGCAACAGACCUAUUUGACCGCUAUGAUGAAGACUUCGAAGAGAUGCCAGGAGGCGGUUUCCCUCACAUAGAAAUCAACAAGAUGCACAUUUCCCAGUCUAUAGAGGCUCCUCUGACGAACACAGAGACAGCCAUGUUGUCUGGUUCACUUUCUACUCGCAAUGGGAGUGGUGGGGGCAACAUUAACAUGACUGUACGCAGAGUUAUGUCAGCUAAAGGCUGGGGAGAGGUGGAGUUUGGUGCAGGAGACGUACUAGGGCCUCUGGUUGGGUUAAAAGUGUUUCGCAAUAUUACUCCACGGUGUUUCCUCACGGCCCAAUGCGGGCUGCAGUUCUCUCCUCGAGGCUUGAGGCCGAGCUGCUCUUUGAUGGCAGCACGACACCUGGACCAGAACACAAUGGGUUACCUUCAGUGGCGCUGCGGGCUCAACAGUGCCAUGACUACCAGCCUGGUCCGAGACACAAAGAGCAGCCACUUCACUUUAGCUCUGCAGCUGGGUGUGCCUCACUCCUACCUGAUGAUGAGCUACCAGUACAAGUUUCAGGAUGAAGACCAGACCAAAGUGAAAGGCUCCCUCAAGACCGGCUGGUUUGGCACCGUGGUCGAAUAUGGUGCAGAGAGGAAGAUCAGCCGACACAGUGUUCUGUCAGCCACCGUCAGCGUCGGUGUCCCGCAGGGAGUCACUCUCAAGAUCAAGUUGGCUCGUGCUAGUCAGACUUACCUGUUUCCCGUCCACCUGACAGAUCAGCUGCUGCCCAGUGCUGUUUUCUAUGCCACAGUGGGACCCCUUCUAGUCUACAUGGCCAUCAACAGACUGAUCAUAAUCCCAUACACAAAAGCUCAAAAGGAGCAAGAGCUUGAACUGCAGAGGAAAAGCUCCGCCACAGACAUCGCCAAGAAGAAGCAGGAGGCCGAGUCCGCCGUUCUGCUGAUGCAGGAGUCUGUGAGGAGAAUCAUAGAAGCAGAAGAAUCCAGAAUGGGUCUGAUCAUCCUGAAUGCCUGGUAUGGAACGUUCGUGUCUGACACCAGCCAGAAGCAGGACAAAGCCAAGGUGAUUGACGUCACGGUGCCACUGCAGUGCCUGGUCAAAGACUCCAAACUCAUCCUCACUGAAGCAUCCAAGGCAGGGUUGCCAGGCUUUUAUGACCCCUGUGUCGGAGAGGAAAAGAGUCUGAAACUAUUGUACCAGUUCAGAGGCGUCAUGCAUCAAGUCAUUUCUGCAGACACUGAGCCGCUACGGAUACCUAAGCAAACUCACAGAAUCGAGUCUGAGUCCUAG